AUGUUCGAAGUCGAGGAGGCGCUUCUUAUUGGCCCUAUUGUCGCCGUUUUCCUUUUUAACUCUGGCCGUAUUCGUAAAGCCAUAGAGAUACUCAAAGAAUGCUUGGUUGUCCUUGAAGAAAAAGCUUUUAAAGAGGGAAACCAAUUGUUUAAACUAAUGUACGAAGAAUUACUAUUUGAAGUCUUCGAAUGGUACGUUUCAUUCAAUGAUUUUACAAAUGCGGUGGAAUGUGGUAGAGUGCUUCUGGUCCUAGCUUGCGAAAGUGGGAACAAAGAUCAAGAAGGGAGGGUUUACUUAAAGCUGGGGACAUUGCACUUGCUCCAUUGUAAAUAUCAAGAAGCAAAAACGUUCUAUGAGAAGGCACUGGGCAUCAUGAUAGCCACGGAAUCGAUUCUGGGAGAGGGAUCAUGCUACCUCAACUUAGGGGUUACUCUAAAUGCUCUGGGUGAGAAUGGCAAGGCUAAGGAUUAUCUUUUAAAGGCACUUGCAAUCUCAAAAAAUGUUGAGGCCAGACGAGGAGAAGCCGUCUGUUAUGGAAACUUGGGAAAUGUAUUCGCCUCUCUCGGUGAAUAUGCCAAGGCUAAAGAAAAUUACGAGAAGGGGAUUGCCGUCCGCCAGGAAAUCGGCUAUAGGGAAAACGAAGCUUUAUGUUACACAGGCUUAGGAAAUGUGUUUAUUUCCCUUGGUCAAUAUGACAAGGCCAAAGAACAUCUCGAAAAGGGACUUAAAAUCGCAGAAGAUAGUGGUGACAGGAAAACGCAAGCCUAUUGUUACAGAGACCUGGCAGGUUUAUUGAACGACAAUGCCAAGGCUAAAGAAUAUUUUGAAAAGGCACUUGCAAUCACAAAAGAGAUUGGAGACAAGGAAAAUGAAACCGCGUGUUAUUGUAAUUUGGGAACUGUGUUAUAUAAUCUCGGUAAACUGGCAAAAUCUAAAGAAUGUACCGAAAAAGCCCUCGCAACGGCAAAGGACAUUGGCAACAGGGCAAUAGAAGUCUCGUGUUACGAAAACUUAGGAACAGUUUUACAGGACCGCGGUGAAUAUGCAAAGGCUAAAGAUUAUUUCGAAAAAGCGCUUGCAAUUGCAAAAGAAAUGGGCGACAAGAAAAGCGUGGCCACAUCCUCUUUAUCUCUAGGAAUUUUGUUUAAACGUCUCGGUGACUACUCCAAGGCUAAAGAACAUUUAACAGAAGCACUUAGAGUGACCAAAAAAAUUGGCUGCCGGAAUGAGGAAGCAUUAUGUCAUGGUUCCUUGGGAGCAUUGUUUUGUCGUGCCUGUGAGAAGGCUCAGAAACAUUACGAAAACCAAUUACAGAUCGCAAAAGAAAUUGGUUGUAGGACAACAGAAGCGUCAGGUUAUCUAAACCUUGGAGGGUGUUCACGCGACCUUGGGGACUAUGCCAAGGCUAAAGAGUAUCUCGAAAAAGCGGUUUCUAUCACUGAAGAAAUUGCUGACAAAAAUGGAAGAGCUCUUUGUGGCGGAAUACUUGGAACCGUGCUUCAUUUUCUUGGUGAUUAUUCAAAGGCUAGAGAAUAUCACAAAAAAGCACUUUGCAUGAGUCAAGAGGCUGGAAACAUUUUCGUUGAAUUAGAUGUCGUUUCUGAAAUCGCAAUGACACUGGUGUUGGAAGGCAAACUGAAGGAAGCUUGCUCCUAUCUUUUGGAUUGUAUUGCCAAAUUCGAGGAUGUAAGAAGUUCCCUGAAAGAUAACAUCGAAAGCCAGUUAAAGAUAACAUUAUUUGACCAGCAUAUUCUCGAAUACCGCGUUUUAAGUUCCUUGUUUUGCAUUACAGGGAAACCUGUCGAAGGCCUUCAAGUUGCAGAGCUUGGACGAGCCAGAGCCCUCACAGAUUUAAUGUCAGUUCAGUACUCCUUAAAAAGCGAAGUAUCAGCAUUUGAACGAUUAUGGGCUGAUUUUGAAAAGUGCAUGAUCAAUGAAAGUAACUCUUCGUUUUUGUACAUUUCCUACUUUGCCAAUUCUCUAUUUUUGUGGCUUUUCAAUGGGGCAGGCGAACUGAUUCGCUUCCAAGAAGUCGAUGUCAAUAAAUGUCUCGCCAACAAUGCACCGGAAGUUAACAAACCAACACGAUUGGUGGACGACGUUUUUGAAACUAUAUGGUUUGGAAAGUUCCGUGCAGAAGACCACCAAGAGAAUGGCCAGCUGCAACCCAAUCCUACUCUUGCUGAGUGUUACAAGAUGUUUGUCGAACCCGUAGCUGACUGCCUUGAUGCAGCUGAAAUCAUUAUUGUUCCCGAUCGCUGCUUGUUUAAAGUUCCGUUUGCAGCGUUGGAGGAUGAAAGAGGUAAAUACUUAUCCGAGUCCUUCAGGAUCCGCAUCAUUCCCUCUCUGUUGACCCUCAAGCUCGUUCAAGACACCCCGGCAGACAAUCACAACCAAACUGGAGCACUGAUUGUAGGAGACCCUGAUGUUGGUCUGGUGCGCAACAAGCGAGGCAAAAAAAUCCAGCCACAUCCACUUCCUCGUGCAAGGGAGGAAGCAGAGAUAAUUGGUAAGCUACUCCAAGUUCAACCUUUGCUAGGAGAGAAAGCAACCAAGCAGGCGGUUAUUCAAAGCAUUAAUUCUGUCAGCCUCAUUCAUUUCGCUUGUCAUGGUGACGAACAACUUGGAGAAAUCAUUCUUGCUCCUCUACACCCUGUUUAUUCGAAAUCAGGAGAAGAGAAAAAACCAAGAGAAGAAGAGAUACCGAGAGAGGAAGACUACAUAUUGACAAUGGCCGACAUCUCACAAGUUCGACUUCAAGCAAAAUUGGUUGUCCUUAGCUGUUGCCACAGUGCAAGUGGACACGUCAGUGCCGAGGGAGUUGUUGGAAUUGCUCAUGCGUUCCUGGGAUCUGGUGCACGUUCAGUGUUGGUGGCACUGUGGGCCAUAGACGACGAAGCAACAAAGCAGUUCAUGAGUCGUUUCUACGAGCACCUUGUUAGUGGGAAAAGUGCCAGUGAAUCUCUUCACCAGGCCAUGAAGUGGAUGAGAGAAAACGGCUAUUCCAAAGUGGGGCAAUGGGCACCAUUUAUGCUGAUUGGAGAUAACGUAACACUUGAUUUCAGAAAAUAA
Porites lobata is the source of this 3072-nucleotide messenger RNA. Lineage: Eukaryota; Metazoa; Cnidaria; Anthozoa; Scleractinia; Poritidae. The record is from the annotation of a GenBank genome assembly.